AUGGACGAGAAAUCUGACCUCCCGCCCUAUGCUGCGGCGGCCAGCAGCUUCACCCCGCUGCCCGCCCCGGGUACCACAAGCACAAGCACGCGACGUCUCGCCGGCGGCCGCCUCCGUCGCUCCCGCGCCAUCAAGUUCGUCGCCCUUGCCUGCAUGGUCCUUCUCGUGCUUUCGCAGUGGAAGCAGUCGUGGUACGCUGAGCGUGCCGCGACCAGACUCUCUGAAGCGCGCCUGCUCGCCGACCUAGCCUCCUGCAGGAAGCUGCAGGCGAAGCCGCAGGACCCCAUCGGGCUCGGACGUGAGCGCAACGCCCGCUACGUCGACGGCGGCAGGCCCACGCUCAUCAAGAAUGCCACCAUCUGGAUUGGCGAGCCCGUACACGGCACCAGCGAGGCUGACGCGCGCGCCGGCAAGGGCUGGCAGUGGAUCUCGGGCGACGUCUAUCUCGAGCACGGCUUAGUUCGCCGCGUCGAGUCCGCCAUCACCGUGGGCUCUGUCGCCACCAACACACUCGUCGUCGACGCCCGCGGCCGUCUGCUCACAGCCGGCAUCAUCGACAUGCACAGCCACGCCGGUGUCGGGCCACUGCCCGGUCUCGACGGCGACGAGGACACCAACGAAAUGUCCGACGACGUCACCCCCUGGGCGCGCUCCAUCGACGGCCUCCACCCGGACGACGUCCAGAUUCAAGUCAUCAAGUCCGGCGGCGUCACCACCUCUCUCAUCCUGCCCGGCUCUGGCAACAACAUUGGCGGCGAGGCCUUCGUCGUCAAGCACGCCGUCGGCCCCAAGGACGGCCGCCCCGAAACCUCCGCCGCAGACAUGCUCGCCGACCCGGACCGCACCUGGCGCUACAUGAAGAUGGCAUGUGGCGAGAACGCCAAGCGCGUGCACGGGGGUAUUGACAGGUCCCCUUACAGCCGCAUGGGCGAGUCGUACCGCUUCCGCCGCGCCUUCGAGACGGCCGGCGCCCUCGUCACCAAGCAGGACGACUGGUGCCGCAAGGCCGAGGCAAUUGGCGCCGAGAACAUGGACGAAUACCUCCCGCAAGAUCUGAAAUGGGAGUCGCUUUCAGCCGUCCUCCGCGGUCAGGUCCACGUCAACACGCACUGCUACAAGAUUGCCGACCUCGAGGCCAUGGUCGACCAUAGUAACGAGUUCCAGUUUCCCAUCCGUGCUUUUCACCACGCACACCAGACCUAUCUUGUCCCCGAGAUCCUCAAGCGCACGUGGGGUGGCCGCGCUCCCGCCUCCGCUCUCUUUGCCGACAACAUGUACUACAAGGCCGAGGCCUACGUCGGCUCCGAGCACGCCGGCAAGUACCUCUACGACCAAGGCCUGACACCCGUCUACGUUUCGGACAACCCGGUGCUCAACGCGCAGCAUGUGCUGUUCGAGGCCGCCAAGGCGUAUCACUGGGGCCUGCCCUACCAUGCGGCUCUCGCGAGCGUCACCUCAGCACCCGCCGAGCUGCUCGGCCUCGGCCGCCGCCUCGGAAAGGUCAAGCCCGGCUUCGACGCCGACAUUGCCCUCUGGGACUCGGACCCGCUGAGCGUUGGCGCCGCCCCCGUACAGGUUUGGAUCGACGGCGUCGCGCAGUUCUCCAAGCCCGUUGAGCUGGAAAAGGACAACCAGGGCCCCAUGCAGCCGGACUCGCGUCUCGCCGACAUCCCGCCCGAGGAGCCCGUUGUUGUGGAGACGGCACUCUUCACCGGCAUCACCAAGGUGCUCCUUGACCUGCCCUCGCCGCACGAUGCCGCGCUUGCCGCCGCCGAAGCUGCUGGUGUGCCGUUCAACGUCGCCGUCCGCGACGGCAAGAUCUCCUGCGUCGGCGAGUGCGCAGCCGCCACCGAGGGCGCCAACGCCACCGUCGUCUCGCUGCGCAAUGGUCACCUCCACAAGGCUUUCACCACGUUUGGCAACCUCGGACUCGUCGAGAUCGCCGCUGAGGACUCGACCAACAACGGAGUCACCUCGGCCUUUACGCGCGCCGUCGACGGCCUGCAGCUCGGCGGCAAAGUGCUUGGCGUCGCGGGCCGGUACGGCGUCACGCGAGCCAUCUCGCCGCCCCUGAGCACCAGCGGUCCCUUUGGCGUCAGCGCGGCCUUCAUCACGACCGCCGAGACGAGCAUCGAAAGCGGCGCCGUGUUUGCAAGCGACGCCGCGGUGCACUACAGCCUCGACCUCGGCGCCAAGUCGUCCGGUCACAGCUACGCAGAGGUCUUUGGCGAGCUGCGCCGCAAGCUCCUCGCCGCCGCCGCGCCCAAGGACAGCGACGGCAGCAGCGGCAACGCUACGGACCCCUAUGCAGAGUCCGAAUACUUGCGGCGCGUCGUCGCCGGCGACAUAGUGCUCGCGGUGACCGUGUCCUCUGCCGACGGCAUCGCCGCCCUGCUGCGCGUCAAGUCCGACAUCGAGGCUGCCACCUCCACGCCGCUCCGCGUCGCCGUCAUCGGCGGCGCCGAGUCUCACCUCCUCGCGAAGGAGCUCGCCGCCGCCUCGGUCGGGGUGGUGCUCGCGCCGCUGCAGCAGCUAGGCGCGUCGUGGGACACGCGACGCGCGCUGGUCGGCGCGCCGCUGGACGCCGGCACCGUGGUGGACGUGCUGGCCGCCGCGGGCGUGGUGGUCGCCGUCGGGCUCGCGGAGGAGUGGCGCGUGCGGGACGUCGCGUUCGAGGCCGGCGCGGCGUGGCGCAACGGCGGCGGCAAGAUUUCGCGGCGCGAAGCGCUCGACAUAGUCUCGACCAACGCGUACCGCGUGCUGGGGCUCGAGGAGCCGGAGGAGCAUCGCGGCGCGCACUGGGUGGUGUCCGAAGGGGAUCCGCUGGACAUUGGCGCGCGGAUCAAGGCGGUCGGCGCGGGACGCGGCACGGUCUCUAUUUAUUAG
This is a messenger RNA of Cordyceps fumosorosea ARSEF 2679, 2886 nucleotides long. RefSeq names its product carbohydrate esterase family 9 protein. Gene Ontology annotation, biological process: N-acetylglucosamine catabolic process. The record is from RefSeq and is a predicted model, not a curated record. NCBI's taxonomy places the organism in Eukaryota, Fungi, Ascomycota, Sordariomycetes, Hypocreales, Cordycipitaceae. Bases 1 to 2886 code for a protein of 961 amino acids. Gene Ontology annotation, molecular function: N-acetylglucosamine-6-phosphate deacetylase activity. The transcript is spliced from 2 exons.